AUGUCACAAGGCGGCUUUCAAGGCAGAGAUAAUCGCAAUCAAUCUGACGAACAGGAGUCAAGUGAUCUUCGAGAAGGAAAUCGAGACAGGUUCUCGGAUUCUCAUCAACCAGACGGAGAUUGGACGUUUGGUGAAGGCUCUCAAAGUCGAGGAGGUCGUCCGAACGAACGGUUUGGUGGUCCUGGCUUUGGACGAAAUAUGAGGAACGAAAGCAGUGGUUUCGGAGGAAGAAGUAAUAACUUUGGUAGGGAAAAUCAAAAUGACAGCUAUGGUCGCAGUUACCCAGCUGGAGAAGGAUUCAGAGGAAGGGAAGGCUUUGGAUCUGGCUUUUCUACGAAUGACGAUAUCGGGUUUGGCAAGUCUGGCUUUGGCGGUUCCGGUUUUGGUCGGAGUGUUACUUCUAGCUUCGACAACCGUGACACAUCUUCGUUUGGUGGUAUAAGGGACGAUAGCCGAGGAUGUAGAGAAUUUGUUUCUGGAGGCGCCUAUGGAGAUAGGGAGCGUGCGCCCAGAAAUUGGAAUCCAGAAAUGGACAUGAUUGAGACAUUGUUUAAACGCGAUGCUCUGAAUGCGGAGUAUUUU
This is a messenger RNA of Strongylus vulgaris, 582 nucleotides long. Lineage: Eukaryota; Metazoa; Nematoda; Chromadorea; Rhabditida; Strongylidae. The record is from the annotation of a GenBank genome assembly.